AUGGAUACUGCCCCUCCCCCGCCUUACUCCGAGACAGACCCAGGAACUUCACCUCAUCCUAUCCUUACUCCUGCCACUUCGCAGGCAGACAAUGCAUCUGUAGCAGCUCGACCUCUUGCUUCCACAGCAUCAUCAGUUGACGAGACCAUCUAUACCCCUCUGUACUCUCCCGCAAGUUCCGUACAUCAACAUCAAGUGUAUGGAGACGAGCACGACCAUGUCUCCUCGUCCUCCGCAACAGUCUUCUUCGAAUCUCGACCUGCACGCAGGAACAGCUCUACUGCACCCCUCGAGACAAUAAAGAUAUUGGUGACUGCUAGGACAGAACCAAAAGAUAUUCCAUACCCACCAGAGCUAGCAGAAAAGGAUGUGCUUGAACUCGACUGGUUGACCUUUGUCAACUACCUCCUUCCGGAUCAUGCAGCUGACGUGAACAAUGAUGUUGCAGACAGGAAGCUCAAGGCGGAAUUGGUGGACGAGCGAAUGAAAAGGCUCACGCUGGGAAAAGAAAGUCGGUCUAUGACCGAUCUUCGCGAGGUGGAUGCUCAACUGGAUCCAUUGCGACAGGCGCAAACAUUACAAAACACAGAUACGUCUCGCAGGCUGGAAGCUACAAUAUCAGAAUGGAACGAGGGUUUUUUCAAGCCUAGAGGUAUACAAAUAUCCAACGAUGCUGUAGACACCGAAAAUGUUGCGGAGGGGGAGGCUACACCAAUGCCUGGGUCCUGGAUCCCUUGGGAACAUGAGAUGAAUGGUGAACCUGGCCCUAGUAGCAACACAAAUGCUCGUAAGGGCUUUUUCAGUGGCUUUAUGCAGGCUGGUCCACAGGGCUUCAAGAUGGGCCCUAUUGUUGCAGAUAAUGACGGCUUUCGUAUCGGCAGGAAUGGAUUGAGAGCUGAUAACAAUGGGUUUCGACUUGGGAAUAUGCUAGUCGCCGACUCAAAUGGCUUCAGACUUGGCGGUAGUCGAGGUUUGAACGCGGAUGCUAACGGAGUGAGCUUGGGAGGACGUUCGUGGGCAAGAAGAGAAUCUCACGACUCUGAGAGAGGCCGGGGACGUCACAGAGGCCAUCGGGGCCUUUCUCACGGUCGCCAUCGCAGAAGACGAGGACGAUCCGCGUCUGUAUCUAGCGAUUCCAGUUCAUCGAGUUCGAGUUCCUCAGACUCAGACUCGUCAGUUGGAUCCCUUCCAGACUACGAAGAUUUAAGGGAUGGGCAACUUCCAAUCGCAAAACGAUCUCUAAUGCAGUGGCUUAAUGACCCUGACCAGCCAAUUACCAAAGCAGCCGUCAGAGACAUGCGAGAGGAUAUCAUCAAUGGCAAAGACAAUGUACCCCAGCAAAAAGGACAAGAUCUCGUAGCUUUACGAAAGGAAGUGAAAGAUCUGACGAGAAUUUUCAAAGACGCGAAGAAAGCACAGAGGAGAGAUCGAAGAGAAGCACGACGUGAACGGAGAGCAGCAAGAAAGGCCCAGAAGAAAGAGCGUCGUGCAUUGAGAAGAGAAGAGCGUGAAGCCAAAAAGGAGGUAAAGAAGUGUGGACCGAGAGGAGCGCGGACUGGACCGCCGUGGAUGUCUCGAUCCAACAUGAUACCCGGUGCUUUCUUUCCUUCGACAGCAAAUGCUUUCACGCCACCUCCUCCUCCUCAUAUGCCUGGAAACCCGCCAGCACCUCCGGAACACCCUGGUUUCCCAUUUGGGCGGUCGGCUUCAGCGCCGUUCAUGACUGGCCUACCAUUCGGCAGAGGCAACGGUCCGCCUGGCAUAGCUGCAAUCCACAAUGGUUGGCCCUUUACUCAUAAUUCGUCAUUUACGGAUGGAGUCGCCUCAUCCCCUACACCGGUGCCUGUGGGUGCAGAAAGACUCCACGACCAAGCCCUACAGAUGGAGAAAUCUGCAGAGCUGAAGGAGGCCAAGGCAAUCGAUCUCCGAACUGCUGCUACUGGGAGGAUGGUGAGUGAGAAAGAAAAGUCGAGGUUGAGAGACCAAGCAACGAAGCUGGAGGAGGAAGCAGAAAAGUACAGGAGGGAGGUGGGCAGGCUGAGAGCAGAAGCAAUGCACUUGGACCAGGAAAUGGCAAGGGAGUUGCAGGAAACGGCGUCGAAUAAUGGGCAAGAGUCAGGAGUUAUCCCGGGGUCUUAUAUUCACUGA
This is a messenger RNA of Cadophora gregata, 2148 nucleotides long. RefSeq lists its product as uncharacterized. Bases 1 to 2148 code for a protein of 715 amino acids. Lineage: Eukaryota; Fungi; Ascomycota; Leotiomycetes; Helotiales; Ploettnerulaceae. The record is from RefSeq and is a predicted model, not a curated record. The transcript has 3 exons.